Molecule: messenger RNA, 3843 nt
Organism: Paramacrobiotus metropolitanus
Lineage: Eukaryota; Metazoa; Tardigrada; Eutardigrada; Parachela; Macrobiotidae
Product: lysine-specific demethylase 6A-like
Exons: 10
Coding region: 975-3515 (846 amino acids)
Biological process (GO): regulation of gene expression
Cellular component (GO): MLL3/4 complex
Molecular function (GO): chromatin DNA binding; RNA polymerase II cis-regulatory region sequence-specific DNA binding; histone H3K27me2/H3K27me3 demethylase activity
Source: RefSeq, a predicted model, not a curated record
UUUCCGGGUGUGUUUUUGUGUAAAUGGAAUUUUACAGUAAUGCGUCGAAUUAAGGGGCGCGUUUGCUCUCUGUUUUGAAAACGCUAAUUCUAUCUUUGACGCAAUGAAAAGCCGUCAAAAGAAAGAAAUAGGAUUGCUUCUUGAACAUGAGCCUUGUGAUUUGAUUGGCGCGUAGGAAUUGGUAAAAACGCUUUUCCGGGCAUCAAAAUGACGUCUUGAUCAGGUGGAGAUGAGCGGAAAUACCGUUUGGCUAUCUUGGGAAAUUAAUUCAUACAAAAUCCACAUUGGCGAGGAAAAUGGAUUGUACAUAAUUUGAUUGAGCCAGUGGAAAAUUGCGUAGGCUGCUUGCGACGAAAACAGUUGAGCGAUACAGUGCGGGGGAUGUGGGAUAGUGAUCGUGAUCGCAUGUGAACCGGUUUGCUGGUAUAUUUGAAGAUACCUUGAAUUCAGUCAAAAGAUGCUCUCGCUGCGGCGCAUGCCUCUGCCAUGCUGUUUAUGUGAAUGGUUGGCACAUGUUGCAACUGCAGUCGCCUCCUAUAACAUGCAAUGUGCUCGACUAAUAACCGAGGCAUCGGGGUUGUAGAAAUCGACUGAUAGGACUGCCUUGUUGUUGCUGCGGCUGCUUGCGGCCUGAUUAUCUGUACGCUUGGCGUUUGUAGUUCUUGACAGUCUUCCGCCUAAAACUCGGCAUGGCCUGGUUAAGUUUCUUGCCCCGGAAACAGUACCUAGAGUACGUUACCAUUUCGAUUGCGCUCUAAAUCUUAUUGUUUUGAUAUGGGAGAUUAUUAUCUUUUGUGGGAAUUUAUUGUGUUUUGAGGAUUAACUGAAAUUUUGCAAGGGCCACGUACGCUUUCCAACACGCCUUGUAUCUGGACGCCGCCAUAGCGCCGAGCAAUGAGAUCUUUUUCCGUUUGGGCAUCAUCUUCAAAUAUCUGCAAAAUUAUGACGUAGCUCUGCGCUAUUUCAAACGAACCAUGAGCGAUCCUCAUCCCUUCAGCGAGAGCAAAGAGAUGGUUAAUUUUCAUAUUGGCCACAUCUACGAAUUGCAAGGCCGAUAUGAAACAGCCAAAAAGUAUUACGAACAAGUCCUCCAGUCGCCUAACUGUGAUGACAAACUCAGGGCCGAUGUGUUGCGCCAGCUUGGCUGGAUGUUCCACACGGUAGAGGAGUUUGGUGAACGGAACACACGGGAGAAUUUAGCUAUAAAGUGCCUUCAGAAAUCCUUGGAACAUGAUCCGAAUAACGGACAGACAUGGUAUUUUAUGGGUCGUUGCUACGCCGCUAUGUGCCGCGUUCACGAUGCCUUUGCCGCUUACCGGUCUUCCAUUGAUAAAUCCGAAGCCAAUGCUGAUACCUGGUGUUCCAUAGGAACAUUGUAUCAGCAGCAAAACCAACCGAUGGAUGCCUUGCAAGCUUAUGUUUGCGCAGUCCAGCUUGAUAAGAGCCAUAGUCCGGCUUGGUUCGAUUUAGGGAUGUUGUACGAAAGCCUCAAACAAUUUCCCGAUGCGUUUCAUUGCUAUCAAAACGGGAUCAAGCAUGGAAAGGCCGCCGCUACCCCUUCCAUCAUACAGCGAGCUGGUAUUUUGGAAACGGCUAUUAAGACUUCUGCUGCAGCUUUUGAUUCCAUACCAAAGACCCUACCGUCCUUGGAAGAGGCUCUUUCCUUGCCUAUUGCGGCGGAACUGACCGCUGGUCAUCGGCCACCGCAGCCCGCCAAAAAGACUUCCUUACUGCCAGAUUUGGCGGACUCUCCUGCUGUCACUGCACAACAACUGCAGAUUAUGAAUUUCUUACAACAGAAUGAGGGCCAGUUGCAACCGAAUCAGCAGAUAUACCUCGCUCAGAUGCAACAACAGUAUUUUGCUCAACAACAACUACAAACCAAACCCAAAGCAGCGGCUGUGCAGGCCUUACGCGACCAGCCCUUUCCUAUGCCUCCUUUUUCCCCGGAAUUAUAUACUGGUCUGAGUGAGCGUCUGGAGCAGAUUGAUACGUUGAUCCGGAAAAGUGCCUCGGAGAUCUUGGUGGAGUGCGACAACAAAGAAGGAGCCAGUCCCCCUUUGAAACUCAAUCUCUUGAACGAGUCCGCCACACCUCCCGUCCCCCCGGCGGCCCCCACAACUCCCCUCCCCAAAACGGCACUCAAUCCCACAACCCCCAGUAUUUUCGUGGAGACCAAAAAGGAAGCCAUGUCCAAGGAUUUCGAAGAGUUUUUAUUAAAGCAGCCAUGUGCCAUCGUGAAGAACCUCAGUAAUGUGCUCAAGCUGGACUUGAGUCUGUUCUCCACGAAGAAUCUUGUGGAAACCGCCCCGGAUCACCAGAUCGAAGUACGCACACAGAAGAAACAGAAUCCGGAAGAUAAUUUUGCGGAUAACAAUCAACAAGAGCGCGUGUGGAAGUGCGAGAGUGUACGCACCUAUACGACAGUGUAUAAGUACGGGAUAUACCAGGCACAAGAGUUUCAGAAAGCCCUUCAGGAAGAGUCCGAAGGGAGCAAAUCGAUAUCAGACUCGGAUUCGAAUAACUCGAAUCAAAUGAAGAAAGCACGCCGGCAAACUACAAUUCGAUUUGGGACCAAUCUGGACCUGUCCGACAACACGGUGUGGAGAAAUCAGCUGGUAGAACUUGAUAAACUGCCCUCACUGGUGAAAGUACGUGCUGCGAAGAAUAUGCUCAGCUACCUGGAUCAUACGAUUUUGGGGAUGAACAGUGUACAGUUGUAUAUGAAGGUGCCGGGUUGUCGAACGCCCGGACACCAAGAAAAUCUCAACUUCUGCUCGGUUAAUAUCAAUAUCGGACCGGGAGACUGUGAAUGGUUUUGUGUGUCCCAUGAGUACUGGGGAGUGAUACAACAGCUUUGCGACAAGAACGAUGUGCACUUUUUGCAUGGAUCAUGGUGGCCGAAUUUAGCUGAUCUGCGAGCCGCCAACGUGCCGGUGUAUCGAUUCACCCAAAGACCCGGCGAUUUGGUGUGGGUCAAUGCGGGAACCGUGCACUGGGUGCAGGCUAAUGGAUGGUGCAAUAAUAUUGCUUGGAAUGUGGGUCCUUUCACUACGGAACAGUAUUAUCUGGCCACGGAGCGCUAUGAGUGGAAUAAACUGCAGGCCUUCAAGUCCAUUGUGCCGAUUCUGCAUUUAACGUGGGCGGUGGCGGUGCAUGUUGUAUUCGAAAAAAAGGACGAACGCUUGUGGAAGUUGAUCCGGUUAACAUUACGCCGGUCGAUUAAGUAUUGCCACCUCAUGCUGGAGCACCUGAAGAGCGUGGGGAAGAGUGUUAAACACCAGGCCCGGGAUAAGAAUGAACAUGCGCAUUACUGUGAAGACUGCGAGCUGGAGGUAUUCAACAUCUUAUUUAUCAAAGAAAAGGAAAAGGAUUCUGCGGAGUACGUUGUGCGCUGUUACGAUUGCGCUAAGAAGAUGGAUCGUGAUUUAAAGAUGUUCUACGUUCUCCAGCAGUACAAACUCAAAGAAUUAAUGGAAACGUAUGAUCGAUGUCGUAUGGUGGAGGAUAAGUGAACCCCUUUGUACUCCGCAUGGAUCGUGGUCCGAUGGGACGCUGAGUAGGAUAGGCGGGGACGCGUUGAUAUUCUACUGCAUUUGUACGAUCUCUCAGGCCUAUUUAUACUGCCCUUGGUAUUAAAAUGGUGCUCUUAACUCAGUUUGCAGCUGUUAAUUUGUUGUUUUGUAUCGUUGUGUACUGAUGUGAGGGUGCGUUGAUGAUGCGUUUGAAACUUUUGAUCUUAUAAUGGAGAAAUAUUUUGUUUUUGUGGUACGCCUUUUUCUUGUUGUUUUUUGUGCGCCUGAUUUAUUCAGAAUGGUUGUGCAAUUGUGUUUUAACCCGAUG